AUGCUGGGCGCGCCGCAGUGGUGGAUCGGCAUUGCCAUUACCCUGGCGAGCAAUGUGCUCAUUUCGCUAGCACUCAACUGCCAGAAGCUCGCGCACAUGCGCCUCGGCGCGGCCACGCCGUCGGAGCCGUCCGAGCACACGCCGCUCGCGCGCAGCGCCCGCCCGUCGUACCUGCGCAGCCGGCUCUGGUGGCUCGGGUUCACGCUCAUGGCGCUCGGCGAGACGGGCAACUUUCUCGCCUACGGCUUCGCGCCUGCAUCGCUCGUAUCGCCGCUUGGCGCGGUAUCUCUCCUCUCAAAUGUGGUCAUCGCGCCCACGCUCUUGCACGAGCCGCUGAUCGCGCUCGACCUCGUGGGCCUCGCCCUCGCGGUCGUCGGCGCCGUGGCAGUCGUCAGCAGCGUGGGCCCCUCGCACGCCGAGCCGCUCGGGCCGCGCGCGCUGUGGGCCGCGCUCCUCCGCCCGACGUUCGUGGUGUAUGCCGGCGCAGCGCUCGUCCUCGGCCUCGUGCUCGUGCUCGUAUGCCACUCCCCCCUCGGCCACCGCUCGCUGCUCGCACACAUCGGCGUGUGCGGCGUGUUUGGCGGCUUUACCGUGCUGGCGACCAAGGGCGUCUCGUCGCUUCUGGUGCACGCGCCCAGCGCGCCGCUCCUGCGCACGCCGCUCUUCUACCUGCUCCUCGCCGUGCUCGUGUCGACGGCGCUGCUGCAGCUCGUGUACCUGAACCGCGCGCUCCAACGCUUUGACUCACGCCAUGUGAUCCCUACGCAAUUCGUCCUCUUUACCGUGUCGACCAUUGUCGGCUCCAGCAUCCUGUACCGCGACCUGGCCGCCCUCUCCUGGACGCGCUGCGCCGCCUUCGUCGGCGGCUGUGCAUGCACGUUCCUCGGGGUAUUCGUGCUGACGUGCGACUUGGCCUCCGACGACGCGCCCGCGCCCAGCCCGGCCCCGCCGGCGAUUGUCGUGCACGCCGACGCGCCGCCUGCCCGCAGCGAGCCGGUCGCCGUGCCCGACGCGCCGCGGCCCACGCGCCACCUCCGCUCGCAGUCGCUCUCGGGCGCCGAGCCUCCGCGCGCACGCGCCUCGCUGCGGCGCCUGGCCACGACGCUCCUGGGCCCGGCGCCGACGCCGCAUGCGCGCGCGUCGCUCCGUGCGAUGCAGCGCCGGCGCCUGCCGUCGCGUCCGUCGCUCGUCGCGGAGCUGCGGGGCACCGACGGCGACACGCCCAUGGUGCUCGGCCUCAGCCCCGGGCGCCACCUGCUCGUCUCCGGCUCCGACACGCCGCUGAGCCAGUCGCCCUCGCACACAUAG
Malassezia sympodialis ATCC 42132 is the source of this 1308-nucleotide messenger RNA. RefSeq lists its product as uncharacterized. The record is from RefSeq and is a predicted model, not a curated record. Gene Ontology annotation, cellular component: membrane. Gene Ontology annotation, biological process: magnesium ion transport. Gene Ontology annotation, molecular function: magnesium ion transmembrane transporter activity. NCBI's taxonomy places the organism in Eukaryota, Fungi, Basidiomycota, Malasseziomycetes, Malasseziales, Malasseziaceae.